Messenger RNA from Fonsecaea multimorphosa CBS 102226, 399 nucleotides. RefSeq lists its product as uncharacterized. Gene Ontology annotation, cellular component: ribonuclease MRP complex; nucleolar ribonuclease P complex. The transcript has a single exon. The coding region runs from base 1 to 399 and encodes 132 amino acids. Lineage: Eukaryota; Fungi; Ascomycota; Eurotiomycetes; Chaetothyriales; Herpotrichiellaceae. Gene Ontology annotation, biological process: intronic box C/D snoRNA processing; nuclear-transcribed mRNA catabolic process, RNase MRP-dependent; tRNA processing. Gene Ontology annotation, molecular function: ribonuclease MRP activity. The record is from RefSeq and is a predicted model, not a curated record.
AUGACAAAGACUGAACCUGGCCCUGCGCAAGAAGCCACCACCACCACGUUCACGCUCCGCAACCCUCCGCACUCAUACUUCCACCUCCGCCUCCACGCCACCCCACCGCUCCAAGUCGACCAGCCGCUGGACGAAAUUACACUGCGCUCAUAUCUCACAUCGGCGCUUCAGCAGUAUCUCGGUCUCACCGGCGCCGCCAUCCCCGUGGACAUCCUGAAAGUGGAGGGCCCCAAUGCCUGGAUCCGUGUUCCUUGUGACGAUGAGGUCGCCGUGACGGCCGGGGUGAGUCAGUGGGUCGGGGCCAAGGGUGUGAGUCUCGGCAUUGAGGCGAGAGGCUCGUGGUUGGGUGGUGUCGUAGCAAAAGGGACGACCAACGGGUUGUGGAGUUUGGGAGGUUAA